Messenger RNA from Physcomitrium patens, 1320 nucleotides. RefSeq lists its product as uncharacterized. The record is from RefSeq and is a predicted model, not a curated record. NCBI's taxonomy places the organism in Eukaryota, Viridiplantae, Streptophyta, Bryopsida, Funariales, Funariaceae.
UAAGUGACUCAUUGCCGCAGCGCCCUCCGAGCAGUGUACAAUUUUUUGCAGCCCCAGUUGGGCCAUGCGUAGGUGGCCAGAUUAGCAGUCUCUAACUCAGGAAUUUGAGACACUGGUAAAGUUCUUGCAACGUUAGAGAAGAUGGCGGGUUUUUGUGUGCAGGCGCGAGCAGUUUUAGCUGCUGAGAAGAGCUCAUAUGUUGUAGGGUCGACCCGCGGGUGCUCCAGCUCAGGCUCAAGCCCUGCUUCGAACGCUGGCAUUAGAUGGGCCCCCAAAACACCCGGUGGUAUGCAGAAGAUGAUGGCGGAGAGGAAGGGUCACUUGGGAACGAGGGUCGUUUUGGUAGAGACUGCCGCCGUCGUUACGAAGCAGAGAGCCACAGGGCUAGUGGUUGAGGCGGCGAAGCGAAUAUCAACGGGAAGAAGCUACGCAUUGAGCUCCACAUUGAAGAUCGAGGCGGGAAAAGAAGAAGAGGCUACUGCUUUGUGCAAGAGCAUUGUGGAGUGGGCCCUUGAGAAGAUGAAUGACAGAAGAUCUGGGAUUCAAGGCUUUGAGUGCAACGUCGAUGCCUUCGACAAGAAUACUUUUCAUUUUUGGGAGAUCUAUGAAAGCUUCGUCGCCAUGAAUGAUAUCCGCGCCUCGCCCGAGCACACCAAAUUUGUGAUGGAUGUGAGGCCUUUGCUGACGGAUCCUAUUGCUCUCGCUGCUUAUGAAUACAAGGAUGGUCAAAUUGGUCACAUGAUGAAUCCUAUUGGACCGAAAGGAGAAGGAGGCCUUGACGAUGCAACGGGGCAAGCUGGUACAAAGCAGCAGUCAAACGUUAUUAAUCAAGGAUUAGGAGUAACCGAAGAAAGAGAAACCUUUGAUCUUGAUUCCAUGUUGGGUAAGAUGACUUUGAAGAGCAAGUCUGGCAAGGCUGAAGAAAGCAAACAAGAAGCGUGGAGCUUCAAGUCCCUCUUUGGUGGCAAGAAGUGAAGAAAUACAUGUUUUCUCAAUUCAAUGCCAAUAUUGUGGGACAUGAUCAACAGUGCAGGUCAAUGUGUAUUGCAUGGUUACGAUUUUGUUUUUAUCCUGCACACUUUGACCUGCCAGGAUAUGGAUGUCUCACUUGGAAAAAGGUACAUUGCUGCAUGCGUUUUUAGAAGGUAGAGGUCUCAUAGGAUGUAGCAAACGUAGAUUAGAUCACCUGUUCACAGCCUGGUUCUGAUGUGGUUGUUGUCAUAUAGAUACAUGUUGAGUAGCAAGCGCAUGCUUGUACAUGAAAAUUUUGUUAAAGAUAAUGGCACUGCGGUUUUGUCUACUUCUCAAUUUGAGAGACAA